GAUAAGUAAAAACAAGCAACGUGCAGAGCUCAGCCGGUUCACGUAUACCUACCUACUUAAUUAUUGUUGUUAUUCAUUUAUGUCGUCGCAAACGUCGUGCAAAUGUAUUUCGUGUUUUGCAGUAAAUGAUGUAAUGUGAUUCCCCUGUAGAGAUCACGAUAUCGUUUUUUUAAAUAAGUUCUUCAUCAAUACUUAUCGCAUUUAUGAGGAUUGUAAGUUUAUAUUGGAAAAAAAUAAAAAAUUUUUAAAUAAAUACUACAAGCCAACAAGCAAGAUGAAUAAGAAGACACCAGUUUCAAUAUUACAAGAGAUGAUGGUGAAACAGGGUACUUCACCAAAUUAUGAACUUAUUCAUAACGGUGGUGGAAGCCAUCAAAAUAUUUUUACAUAUCAAGUUACGUGUGGUGGGUUCUCAGCGUCAGGUACCGGUAGAUGUAAAAAGGAUGCUAAACACGAAGCAGCUACAGCGAUGCUUGAAACAAUUGCAAAGCAUAGUGCAUUACCUCAGCUUCCCGCAACUCCGUGUGAAUCACCAGUCAGAACACCACUGCCAAUGACGUUGCCUGUUGCUCCAAAAUCACCAGCUAACGUUCCAUUUCGCAACACUAUUGGUGAAUUACAGGAAUUGUGCUCUACAAAUAACUUAGAUGAUCCACAAUACAAAGAAAUAAGUGAUGUAGGACCGCCACAUGCUCGUAUCUUCACUGUACAAUGUUUAGUCUCAACAUUUGUAGAAGAAGGAAUUGCUAAAACCAAGAAACAGGCAAAGCAUGAAGCUGCGCGUAAAAUGUUAGAAAGGAUAUCAGAUAUUGUUCCCGAUGAUCCAAAUGCAAUAGAUUCUACUGAUGAUGAAAAUCAGAAAAGGGAACAAAUGGCGAGCAAAAUUGCCAUUGCUAGGUAUCCUUUUUUGAGUAUGGUUCAUAGUGAAACUGGAAAAUCUAAAAUUAACUGGGGUCUUAAGGUAGUCAAUUUUCAUCAAAGACUCAAAAAUUAUUUUGAGGAUGAUAAACGAAAUAAUGUGCUUGAAAAGUUAGAUGCAUUAUCAGAUUUAGCAAAGCAAUGUCAAAACGAUAUGAGUAAAGACAACUUUUUAAAACUAAAACAAGAAUUCGAAAGUAUGUUAGAUUCAAUAGAUAUUCAAUAUUUACACAAUGUAUUCAAAUGUAUUGAAUCCAAACCACUAUAUAUAUUAGGUAUACAGCUGAACACAGCUCCAGAUAUUCAUGAGAUCGGUUAUGGUGACACUGAGACGCAAGCCGAAGUAAGCGCUUUAGAAAAAAUUAUUCAAACUAUGAAAUUUUUUUUGCAGUAAAUUAUACAACGCUACACGUAAUGUAAAUAUAAUACAAUAAUCUGUUAUUAAUUAAGAAAUAUAAUAGUUUAUAUUUUAAAAAAACUUUCUAAUUAUAACAGGAAAAAAUAUGAUUUUUUACAUAUCAUAAGUCGUUUACAAAUUAAUUUUAAAACUCUUGGUUAGUUCUUAUACAUUUACAAUCCAAGAAAAAUUUUAUUUUUACUUAUAGUGUUGUACUUUAGAAGUUUUUGAUGUAUUUUGCAAACGAAAAUGCGCGAAUUAUUAUAUAAAUAGAUUUUAAAUAAUUUAAAACUUUUUUACAUUGAAAAAAGAGGUGUUACAUAAUUUUUAAAUGAAUUGUGAUAUUAAUAAUAAUAAUAUUAAUAUGGAUAUAAUAUAAUAUUUUAUAAAAAUAUUAUUACAAAUAUGUUAUUAUUUAUGUUUUAGUUCUGUACAUUUAAUGAUUCAAACUAAGAAAAGUUGAACACAUAUAUCUCUGUAAUUUUCAUAAAAAAUUUAUAAUAAUUUAUUUCUAUAAAUAAGUUUCAAACUUAAAAAAUGAAUUAUUUUUUAUAUACAAGAACGGUAUAACAAUUAGAUAGAACUAUUUAAUAUCGCAUAACAAAGCUACUCCGCGUAGUGUCCAAUGCCUUGGAUUGUGAUCUGUUUCAAAAUCAAUAGAACCAACAUAUUUUUGAUCCGUACGUUGCGGUUUUCUGUAAAUUGGACACUCGUAUAGUUUCGGAUCUUUUCCCGCAGUCGUAUUGAUGGCGUAUAUGUAAAUUACUGGCAUCUGCUCAUACAGUACUUUUGGUUUACUCUCAACGAGUUUGCCAGUCUUACGAUCUAGCGAGGCACCCUCUAAAAAUAAUCCAUGUACAUAAACGCCUUCUUGCGGCUGUUCCUUUAUAUCUUCUUUAUUAUACCGCGUUAUUAAAUUUUGUAAGACCACGGAGUCCAAGGCCCAACCUUUGUGCGCUCUGGUCACUUCCUAAAAAAUUAAAUCAAAAUUAUUUUCUUUCUUCACUCCUAUAAAAAUAUGUAUUUCUUUUGUUGAUUUUUGUUAUGUUUUUUUUUAUUAUUACAAAAUUUUAAAUCAAAUCUAACCCAGGUAUGAUCGAUUAUCUCAUGUUAUUAUAACAUAAUAUUGUACAUCUUUUUCACUAAUGAAAGGAUAGUAUACACAUUGUAAAUUGAUGAUUGUUACACGAAUAAAAUUUAUAAAGAUAUAUAAGUA
Messenger RNA from Nasonia vitripennis (jewel wasp), 2531 nucleotides. RefSeq names its product RISC-loading complex subunit TARBP2. NCBI's taxonomy places the organism in Eukaryota, Metazoa, Arthropoda, Insecta, Hymenoptera, Pteromalidae. The transcript is spliced from 3 exons. Bases 275 to 1312 code for a protein of 345 amino acids. The record is from RefSeq and is a predicted model, not a curated record.